Messenger RNA from Lymnaea stagnalis (great pond snail), 10065 nucleotides. Lineage: Eukaryota; Metazoa; Mollusca; Gastropoda; Lymnaeidae. The record is from the annotation of a GenBank genome assembly.
AAACAAUAUGGCCGUCAUCAAGAAAAGUUAUUAAUCUAUGAAUGAAAGGCCUAAGCCUAGUCGGCCAAUGAUAAUGGUUUGUGGAGCUAAUUGUUUAUUAACGAUUGUGUAUUAAAUAUGCCCUCAAAAAGUAGUAGACUACACUGCUAGUGCUAGUAUCAAUAAUAUGAAUAUGCCGUGUUAAAUGUUGGAAACGGUGACCUGCUAUAUAAAUAUAAGCCUAAAAUUAUAAUUAUAAAUUUUAGACAUAGUUUUCUAAAGUUAAAUUGUUAUAUUUAAUAAGUUGAAUAAGUUAAAAUAGUAAUAGGUUUAAUUACUUUAACUUAAUAAGACCAUAGAAGCCUGCCAAGAAAGGCCUAAAAGACUUUAGUUAGGUACUUUGACUUUGAUAAUGAAUAAUAAUGAUAAGAAUAAGAAAAUUAAAACUUUUUAUAAAAAUAAACCAAUGCCAUUGGCAAUGGCAUAGUUGAAUAGAGCUAAUUUGUUUAAAGAAUUAUAACACCAAAAUCAUAUUUUUAACUGUUGUAGUUUUAAAGUUAUGAAUUUUUAAAGUACAACUUAAUUUGUCCUUUUUUAACAUGGACCCCAUCUCCACAUUCUGUGACCCAAUUCUGAUGUUCGCGUCACGAGCUAUAUAACUCUUGUUUUAAUGAUAAUUUUAUUUUCAGAACUAAUGCUGUAUUUAAAAUAAUUUUAAUAAUGUUAACAAUUAUAGAUAAAUUGUAGCUUAUCUAACUAUGCACUAUUUAUAUCAGUAAAUUUAAAAUAAUGUAUUAAUAUAUGGCUUUUCAGUUUACCAAAUCUACGACGUCCAUUAUACCGAUAUAUUUUAUAUAGUCUAUAUAAGGCAACUCAUGCCCUAAUUACUAAAAUACUGUUUGGGAACUAUUGAACUUUCAACUUUAGUACAUGACUAAUUAAUUAAAGCUUUCCCUGACCUAGUUUAAUAGUUUUUGCACACGGCAAAAUUUUAUGAAUGAAAACUCUAGAGAUAGUAGUAAAUAAUAACCAUUAUGCAAGUCACCGUGAAUGGCCCCCAUGGCAUUUUGCACAUGGCAAAUUAUGAUCAUUUAAAGUAGGGACUCUGUCAGGUUUUUUAACCUCUUUCAAUAACAUUUAAGUUCAUUCUAAAACAUAAGUUAUCAAAUAUUUUGUUGUAAAUUGGGGAAAUAAUUGAAUAUUUUUUAAGUAACGGCGUCUUCCGUUAAUUAAAAGGGGCGUGGCCACUUCCUUAUUGAAAUUGGGCUGAGCUACAUUACCAUACAGGGGUUUACUCAAAUGAGAAUAACAAGUGAUCGACAUGUCCUAACACAAUGAGAAUUGACACAAAUACACAUCGAUAGAUAAUACAGAAUAAGACUUUUUUUUAAGGACAUAAAAGUUGAACUUCUAUACGAAUUUUAUAGUGAAAGAUGCCUUAUAUUUAAAGGGGAAUCUCAAAAUACAGGUCGAUUGAAAAAUUAAAACAAGAUGUCUACCUAAAUAUAAGGCCGCAAACGAACUCAAAUAUAUGUUGAAAGUACUCAUUUAAUAAUAAAUAGACACACACAUCGGAAAAUUAAAAACUCUGAUUUUUUGGUGCCGAUUUCCAUUUCCAAUACACAAAAAGUUGUAGUCUCCCUUGUUUCAUCGAAGUAGUUUUAAACUUUAGUAGUCUAAAAGUUGUUUUAAGACAAGACUAGUAAGUCUAAGUUAAGUGUAAAGUGUAAGGUAAGAUUCUUAGUUAGACAGACUGACUAAACACCCAAACGUAACAAAAUUAAGUAACAAGUAGUAGCCGCUGGUGGUUCAAGUUUUAAACUUUUUCCUGAGCCUGAGCUAGAAAUGUGAGAAGCGAUCUGAUUAGCCAGCCAAUCUCGAGGUUUGUAUGGGCAUGGGCAGAUGAAUCUGCCAUUCAUAUUUUCACCUCUAGACAGAGAGAUCAGCCAUGAGGUUUAAACAAGUUAUCAAUUAUAUUUUACCUCACAGACAUAGAAAAUAGUAGAGUCCAAUGUUUCCUCUAUGUCUAAGGUUUGCUGGUUCGGGUGCAAAAUCAUACCCCUUUGUGAAAAGUUUUACAGCAUCUAUUUUCUGUGUACAAAAUGUUACAGCCCACAAACACACACGCACACACAGAAAUUACAUAAAUGAACUUAAGCGCAAAAGUUUUUAUAUAAAUAAAUAAAGGAACUAAAAUUAAUUAAUUAUAAUCAGAAAUGUCACAAUAAUUCAAUCAAUGCUAUAUUUAUUUCUAUUAUUUGUCCUGUUGUUGGGUCAAGGAACUAAAUUCCAACACACCCAGUACCCAACGCCACUAGUCAUUUGAUGGACUCAUUUCUGGAGGUGCUUUGGUGUCUGUCUUUCAACUAUAUCCAUCUUUUAUACACAUCGUCAAGGUUGAUCUGAUAUCCAUCAUUGUGAUACGAUUUAAUCCUUAUAAGCAUGUGUAAAUGUAACUCUUCCAGCCUAUUUCUAGAUUUUAUUUUCAUAUUAUUAUUUUGACUGAACCCACGUACACAAUGGGCGCUUGUUGUAAGAAAUGUAGCACAAAUAUCCAACAGAAUGGUAAUGUCAUCGAAUUUCUCCUCAUUUAUUACAAAUCGAAAAAUCUCUUUGAAAGUCUGCAUAAAUCUACAUUUUAUAUUUUCUACAAGCACAAAUCUUAAGUUACGAUACAGAUCCUUAACUUUCAACAGAAUUUCAUCAAAGUUUUCCAGGAAUGCCGCAUAUCUGGAAACCAGUGCUGGAAGUUCUUCUUUGUCAAAAUUUAAAUCUGAAGUGUCGAUUAACGCUGAUAUCUCAAAGACAUGCAUUGCAUUAACUCAUUUUUAUUUUUAGGGAAACAAGAGUCUAGGUGCAAACAUAAACCUUCAAGGAUGGAACAUGUUGAUAUUUAUCCUUGUCAUUUGCAAGCCAUUUUGCAACCACUUCGAACCAGUGCCCAUUUUCACCAAGGUACUGGGCACGGAGCUUAGCGAUCCUUUCUUUUACAAACUGGUAUGCUUCGAUGGUCCUAAGAUUUUUUGUUUAAUUUGUAGCAGUGUGCAUAAUUCAGCAAGUUCACCAAAAAAUGAACAACUUCAUUAAAGAAAAAUCAGUGCUGUUCGAAAGUGCGGAUCCCUUAGUUUCUUUAAACAGUACUUAUGAACUGGAUCAUUAUACAGGCCCACCAGCUCCUGAAAUAUUACAUUCACUGUAAGGGACCGAGCUAUUGCUCUUUAAUGGCCCCGGCAAGUAUGGAACAGGCCUGCCUCAUCUGCUGGGCAGUCCCGUAAAUCAGGCUUUCGACGUGGUUGGCUGGGAGCACCACAGUCACACCAGUCGCUAAUGUAGAGCACUCGGAUAGUAUGUGAUCUAAUGUCUCUGGCCCCUUUUCCACAAUGGCGGCAGCUCGGGUCCUGCAGCUGGUGCAACCUAUUCAGGUAGCUCCUGGUAGGGCAAAGCUCUGUUCUCCUUUGGGUGAUGAGAGUCUGCUGGUGGCUUUUAAGACUCCACCAUUGAUCACCUUUGCGGUUUGAUUUUGGCAUGCUCUGGUAAAGUUUUCGGGCAGUGGUACCCUGUUCCCAUUCUUUAAUCCAUUCCUCAUGGAAGAGGUCCUCACAGUAUUCAGUCAACGCCUGUAUGUUUCUCAGCAAUGCUUGUGAAGCGAAGUGCAGCGAUAGCCAUCUGAUUUCAUUCAAUGGUCUAAAUGCUACGGAAUUACAUUCCAACACCUUAGCUAGUUCGGUAAACUAGGCUUUCCCUACUGUCGACCUACUGAACAAUGUGUACACUGUCCUAAGGAAUGUUUCAAUGUCUGCCAUUAAACUUAUAUGUUUGCAAGCAUAACCGAUGCCUAAAUCUUCAUGAAGAACAAUACAAUCUUGUUCCAGUUGAUGUGGAACAGAUCGAUGAAGAAUUGCUGAACUCCAUUGUUCUUGCCUAGCGUAACCGAUGAACCAUCAGAGGUAAACAUAACCAUUUUCUGCAUGGUCCAUGAAUUCUCUUGAUAAAACUCUGUUAUUGCUGAUUCCACAGACUUACUGUACAUACUGACAGAGACAAAGUUCCAACAAAUACUGUCAUGCAAACAUUACCAGGAUAUGGCAGAAACUUUGCAUAUAAGAUCAACAUUUUUGUCAGUGAUAAUUCAGUGCUCUCACCUACUGUUAAAGUGUGAAACUUUGCAUUGCGAAGUUCACUAAUUAUAGGAUCCUUCACUACAUAAUCGAUAGAAUCAACAAACUCAAAAGUGUAAUUCUUACUGCACCAGCUAUCAGGGACUUGAGCCUACUUAGUCAUAUGGUUGUUUAUGUAUAGACCCGCAUUCAUAUGUGUUCAAGUUGAUAGCCAAAAGGACAAUAUUAAUAGAAAUUUUAACCUGGUCUUCUUUAGCACUUUUAUGUUGUGCUGUUUCUUGUCUCAUACCUCGAUCAGCGACACUUUCUGUAAGCAUUCGCAGUACACCCCCUGACUGUAUAGAACAAAGUCUCUGUACAGCAUCAGUGAGUAUUUUUUGUUUGAUAUACCGUUUAAGAUCAUCCUGUUUCCAAGCCUCCAAACUUUUCCCUUUGGAGAAAUCGCCAACUACAUUAGCUUUGAAGCACAUUUCACAGAAGAUAUCAUCAUCAUUUUCACUAUAUUUAAAAAUAUCACCCAGCUUGACGACGAAUCUGGUAGUGCUGCAUGCACAUAUUCAUUGAGCCAUUCCGUUUUAAAAUUUGAUCUACACUUUUUCUUAGCAAGCCAUGACAGUUCACUUAACUGACUGACAUUUAGACAUAACGGUUAAAACAUUAUUAAAAAUAAUUAGCUACUACAUUUAUAAUAAACUAGAGAUAAGCGAUUUAUACGCCAUGAAAUUUACAUGAAUGAUGGGGGUGGUUCAAAACAAGGCUAACUUGAUCUAAUAUGUAUCAGUAAGUAUGUAAAUCAAUAGUUAAAGGGAACAUUGGUAGAGUCAUCAGGUCAUUAAUACUCAGAAAUCUGAUAAUAUUUUGUUAAUAUUUUUACUCUAUAAAUUAUUUUUAUUUUUGGAACAUGGUACGAUUAGGCUUGAAAGUAAAAGACGAUAAUUAAACCAAUAUUUCAGCUAAAUGCCUACUUCAGCAGACAAUACAAUACAAUAAACAACAGAUACAUUUUUUAAAAGCUGGUGUGUUUUCGAAGGUUUAAUUAAAGUCAAUGUAGUUCAAUGUUCAGAACAGGCACCACUCUAUGGUAUUUGUUAGACACGGACGUUGUGUUAUUCAAAACCAAAACAUGCAUCCCACAUUAUUCUGUGGUGCGUGCAAUCAUAGUAAAAGAAUAUAUGUUUUAUUAAUGUAAAAUUUUAAAAAGCAAAAAUUGAGAACUGAAAUGGAGGGAAGUACUAAAGACUACUACUUAGGGCUAAUUAAAAUAGUUUGGCCCUAAACAAAUCUUGAUCCACUAUUUAUUUACUUUACAUGGCUUGAAUGCAGUCCAUCAUAUGUUAUGCUCUAUUUUGGUAAGUUCUGGUCAAUAAAUGCGAAUUCUUUAUAACUCUAUUUUGUACAUUUUAAUUUUAGGCAAAUAGGCCUAUACUUUAUAUUAUUAUUGUGAACUGAAAUAUGCAACAUAGAAACCUAAGGCUCUUAAAAUAAGUUUUAAACUGUAAUGGAAUUUUUCUUUUCAGAAUGUCUCAAAAAGAACUUAAAUUGGUCAACUUUGUUUUCUUAAUUUGGAAAAAAUAAACAUUUAAUUCAAGAUCUAAAACCACCAGAUUAUGGCAUCAUCACAACCUAGUAGUGCACAGAGCCGCACUAGGUCACUGAGCUCAACUGGUUCACGUAGCUCAAAUACACCUCCUUCUAGCGCUGGAAAAGCCGGUGGAGGAAGGAAGAGACCAGAAGCUGACACUAGACAGACCAAUGCUGGAAAACAACAGAAGCCUUCUGACAGACUUAAUCCCAAAACGAUUGAUCCUGUAAGUGAGCAAAUAUUUGUCCAUAUAGAUGUUGAAAAUCAUUCAUGCUAACCUCUAGGAGUCCAAAGUCUUACACACCCACACAGACCCUGUAUUUUCAGAUAUAAAAUUAUAAUUCUCUUCAAGGAAGAUGCGAUCUUUCUCAAUGCCAGGCUUUUGACUAGCCAUCAUUUUUUGCUAGUGACCUACUCUUGUCAAAAAUGUUUCUCUAAUCACUUUUUGCUUCCUUUCAGUACUUUCAGAGCGAAUUUCUUCCAUAUUAAAUUAAGGCAAUAUUAUUAGGUAUUUGCCUGAUUAAAAAAUAAGAUAGUUUUUCAUUUUACUGUUACUAAAUUUUAUAAGAAGCUUAUGUAUUUUAAAUGAGCUCAGUAAAAAUGUUAUAAAUUAUUAUUACCAUAUUUAAAACAUUUUCUGGGAUAAUGAUAAUGUUUUAAUUAAUUAUUCAUUAACAUCUUUCCCUUUCAAAGUUUUCGAAUGGUUCAAAAGCUCAGUCAGCAUUUGCAUCAGUUUAUGCUAAUGGAGGAGUGCCCUGCAGGUUAGUAAAACGUAUCACUUAAGUGAAAGAUGGUAGCGUGGGUAUCAUAUGACAGUGAUUUUUCUAAAAAAAUAUAUUUCUAUUUAAGGUCUUCCUUAUUAAUAUAAUGAUCCUAUAUAGUUCAGUGUAAUAUAUAACAGCAUUGCCACGGGACAAAAUGAGUUCAUCAAAGUAUGUUUGCUGUCAACAAAAGAGGUUGCUUUUAUUUUUAAAAUUAUUAUUUAUUAUAUACCUUUAUUGUAUAAAACUUAAGAAUUGAGAUGUGCUUCAUCAACCAUUGUAUGUGAAAGACAAAGCUAGAAAGGAGAAUGAGAAUGACAAUAUUCUAAAAUAGUUUAAGCAAACCAGAUCUUUUAAAUAUCCCUUUGAUUAAUUUAGUUUUUAUUUCACUUCAGUUUUUAUGUCACUUCAAAUUCUAAAAAUUAUGCAGGCUUGUCCAUGGUAGUGUCAAACACAAACUGGCAUGGGACACACCACCAGAACAAGUUCUCUUUGAUCCAGUGCUUGUCACCUUGGCUGAGGUAUGUGCAUGAGAAACAUUUGCAUCUUCUUAGCCAGUUGGUUGAUAUAGGAGUAUGAAAUUUAAAAAUAAAUUCCCUUUGAUGAUUAUUCUCAUUUGUUUAAACCUUUCAUGCUUAACCUACACUGGUUAAUACUCUUUACACUCUCACAUAGACUUCCUGAAACCCUAUACAACAAUAAAAAGAUCUUGCACACACAAAAAUUAAAAGCAAAAAAUUAAUACCUUUCAUCAUUAACUAUUUUUGGCAAGACAUCACAAUGAAAUUAUAUGAUGAUGUGGCCAGCAUUUAGCAAAAUGCUAGUACUAAAAAUAUAAUUAUAUCAAAAAUAUUUUUAAUAGAAAGUCAAAUAACAUUAGCUCUCUUUAUUUCUUGUUAAGAUUGUCUCAAAAUGACAUUUUGGAACAUGCUUAAACCAGGCUUUAUAAAAUUAAAAAAAUAUGGGGGGGGAUUGUGCUUCUUGUCAUGGAUGCUUAAAGCAGCUAGAAACAUUGGUUAAUCUCUGCAUUUGAUUUUCAAUAAUUUUUUUUUAAAUUCUCAGUUUUGUUUAUGUAAAUACAAGAGUUUUUCAAAAUGAAUUGCACAUGGUGUAUUUUUUUGUAUGCUAGGGCCUGAAGGAAACUGCCCAUCCCUACACUUUUGUCUCUUACAUGGGCUUCAGAGAGCUUCUAGACACACCAGGGGCAUCUCAGAAGGCUACUCCACUUUUGCCAAAGUUGGCUCCACCUAUACGUGGUGCCCUCGUAAGUAGCAUUGUUUGUAAAACUGAGAUUAGUUGAUAGAGCAUAGCAGAUCUAUUUAGGUUGUUUUUAGGUGGUUAUUAUUUGGGACGUUUUUAAAAAAAAAUGAUAUGUAUCUUUAGAUAUAUGAAUAACUUCAUGUUCAUGCUUUAAAAAUAAUCUGGAAAUAUUCAAGCUCAAGAGCAUAGGUCAGCUGUUUUCUUAUCAAUUACUGUAGUGCAAAAUUUGUGAAAGUUUAAUUUAACAUUUUAAAAGGAAUGUAGAACAAGGACAAAGAGUUUUUUUGUUACUUUACACUUUACUGAACAAAUAUUGUGGGGGAUUAUUAACUGAACUAAUAUUAUUUAUACUUGUACCAUUACUUAUUUGAAUGGACCCAGAUGUUGAUUCUCUGGUUAAUUUAUUCUGAGCUUAGAGCCACAGUGACAGUGCAGUGUUUGAAAGAGGCAUAGAAUGUCUGUUGCAGCUCAGUUCUGUUGUAGGACCGGCAUUAAAUCCUUAUCUGAAGACUUUUCUCAUGUCGGUAAGUUGUGAAAUAAAACCCAGAUAUUUUAAGCAAAUUCAAUUUUUUAAUGAUUGCAAAUAUCUGAUUCAAGGAGCAUUUAUGAAUAAUAGGAGCAUUUAUGAAUAAUCAAUAUACUUUACAAACUGAUCCGCUGUCUAAAUGCAGUGAUACCUGGACCUAUGAACCACUCCCACUUUAAAUAUUAACUUUUCAAGAUUUUUUCUUUUUCUUUUUGUAACCCAUUUUGACCUCUACAUACAAACCUAGAUUCGAGAUACUGUACAAACUAUGCUGCACUUUAUCGCUUACUUAUAGUGUUUUUUGCUUCUAUGUCCCAUUUGUCUGGAAUAUGAUGCAAUGAGUGGUGUGUGGGACCAACGGCUUGUGUGAUGGAAGCUGCACAUACAUAUCUGCUUUUUUGUGUAUCUACUGUGGUAUUUUUGUAAUCAAACAAUGAAAUUAGUGAAGAGUAUUUUAGGCUCCUAGGAAAUAUGAGUCUUAAUGCAUGUAUUUCUUUUCGUGAUGUCUAUGGAAUGAAUGACUGGCAUUCUAGACAAACAAGUAGAUGUGUAUGUGUGCCUGUGGAGAGGUACCUCAGGCGAGAAUGUUUAAUUUGUUUUAAACCUUCCAAUGAAGAUAGAUCUAAGAACAUAUUAUAAUGGGUACUAGCUUGAUCGUAAUAACUACUAAAUUGUCACGAGCUCUUCCGUGUAUUAUUCAUGUCACCAUUUUAAUGGAAGGUAAUUUUCAUACUACCAGUACAUAUAAUAUAUGUAUCAUGUAAAACCAAAGAUUUGAUAAAUAAAAAUGUUAAAUGGUAUACCCAAUGCAUAUUUAUUGCCUGAAAAUUCUCCUACUCACCCUUAUCCAUUUCUUUGCAUUUUCUUAAUUUAGGCAAGAGUAGUUCUAUUUUAUUUUUUUAAUUUGAUCUAAGAAUAGAUUAAUUGAUUUAAUGGAAAAUUGUGUUUUGAGAUAUGAAUCACAGCCAGGAACGAAUUAAGUUUGUUAGUCGAGGUACCACUGUAAAUUAAAUGUUUUAAAAAUAUUUUUUCAUUAUUGUUUAAUUAGUAAGUUCUGUUUCUUCCCAUUUUAUAUAACACCUCUGCCUUUAAAGAAUCUGAGGAGAAAUAAGUCAAGCAUUAGAGAGUAUUAACAGUCCUAUGACUGAGGUGAACCUCUUAAAGGUUCAAAUGUAGCAGUAGAGCCAAGUUGGGUGACAUUUUUAAAAAAAACUAUUUUUUAUUUUAACAAUGAUGGGAGACCACUCUGUUUUGUUCAUUCCAUUUUUUUUUUUAUAGCGUCACCUACUUUAAUUACCGGUACUUUCUAAACUUAAAGUUAAAGCUAAUAUGACAUAUUGAGCGACAGCUAGUAAAAUUCUCCUUUUACUUUUAUUAUUUAAUAUUUUCAAAUCAUUUUAAUUUAUUGCAAAAUUUUAUCAGCUGUCAAAGAGAAUUAUGGAGAAAAAAUAUAAAGAGAAGGUAACUGAAGCCUUACAGCAUUUAGAGCAACAUGGUGGAAAGGUAAACAUGACAUUGAAAUUAACAGCAACCUAAAAUACCUUGAUCUUUGCCUUAAUUUUCUUUAAAUUUUUAUCUAAACGUUCCUUUUACAUAAAAGUUUAUCCAAAAUUCAUUUUGUUGUCAAAUGUCCAUGUUCACUUUGCAUGUGAAGCUAAUUUCUUCUUAAUUUUCUUCUGUAUGUUAACAGGAAGUUUUGCCAAUUAUCAAGGCCAAGGUGCCCACCUACUGUUCUAUAUUUGGAUGAAGUUUUCUACAAAGCUCAAGCAUACUGUGAUAAUUCAAGCUUAAAGUUUAAUAUUUUUUUCCAUCUGUUUUUCCUUCACAUGAAAAAAAAAA